Branchiostoma belcheri (Belcher's lancelet) is the source of this 15667-nucleotide messenger RNA. RefSeq names its product mucin-17-like. The record is from RefSeq and is a predicted model, not a curated record. The coding region runs from base 62 to 14734 and encodes 4890 amino acids. NCBI's taxonomy places the organism in Eukaryota, Metazoa, Chordata, Leptocardii, Amphioxiformes, Branchiostomatidae. The transcript has 17 exons.
CCUGGGUGGCCGAGCCAAGCGCCAGGUAAUGUGUGUUUAGAGACACCGGCUCAGACCAGAGAUGAUCCGCGGGUACAGAGUCGAGUCCUCUCGGGGAGGGGGUAGGUACGAGGCACGGUACGGGUCCCGGGGUGGGUCGGAGAGGGGCACACCGCCAGACACCCGUCAUGAGUCUAGGUUUCGCUUCAGUGGGGAGUAUGGCCAGCCUGAGCGGAGCCCUCCUGCCUACACCGAUGCCAGAGGAGGGCCGAGAAUCAUCGACAUCAUCAAACAGAACGUGCAGGACAGCAUGGAGGGGAAGCUUAGCCGUCCUCAGAGCGUGGCGGGGGACCUGCCGGCCAGCAGGUACGACAGAGACUUCCAGCGGAGGGGGGAGCGGGACUACAGCCUGAAGCGGAGCCCCGACCGGGAGUUCAAGGUGUUUAAGAGGGAGGCGUACGGCAGCUACCGGUCCCUACAGGCGGGCUAUAGCGGCAGGCAGGAUGACACGGACAGCCAGGCUUCGCUGGAAAGCUGGAAGGGGGUACGGAUCGGCCCGCCUAAGAAGCCACGCGUGCCAUCCACGUCGAGCGAGCGCGGGUUCGACAUGAAGCGUGAGAGCUACCGGGACCGUGACACCAGCUUUGGCGGGUACAGCAGGGAGCGGCGGCCCAGCGGCGACAGCAUCCAGUCCGUCACCGAGGGUAUGCUGGAGCGCAGGCGGUUCGAACGAGCCCGAGGACCCAAGUCUCCACUGGACGAGGCCUGGGAUCGAGACCGAGCACAAGGGUAUCGCGACAGGCGGUACAGCGAGGACCGAGGCUACCGCGACCGUGACCGAGGGACGGGGACGUACCGAGACCGAGGAUACAGCGACAGUGACCGGAGAGACCUCGGUCGUGGGCUUGAUCUCUCUUCUGAUCGAGAUCGCCCCCGGGAUCGCGAAGAUGAUCGCGACCGGGAUCGUGACCGAGAUCGCGACUACAAGCGGUCCUCACGCGACCUGGCCAGGCUGGAGGAGGGAGGGGAAGAGGCUGCACGGUACAUUGAGAAGAUCCAGGAGCUGGAGGACCGGCAGGCGUACCUGGAGGAUAAGAUCCGGGCGCUGGGCGGGCGUCCCGAGCCGCUGAGCCGCGCGGAGGAGGAGCUGCAGCAGGAGGUGGAGGAGGCGCACACCGAGCUGGACGCCAUUACCGUCCUCAAGGCCAAGCUCGAGACAGAGGUCAACAACCUCAGGAAGGAGGCAGAGGAACACAGACGCAGGGUGGACGGGGAGAGGCAGGCCCGGUAUGCUGCAGAGGAGACCUUCAGGAAAGUCCAGGCGGAGUAUAACGAACUUCGCGGCAUCAUCGAUGACAUCAACGGGCAGAUCGACGCCUCCAGGGAGCGGCUCCGGCUCAUCAAGUACGAGCACAAUGAGGAGAAGCGCCACCUACAGUCCAGACUGGGGGAUGACGCUGGUUCGGACCGCAGCGGAGGCAGCUACACGCACUACUCACGUGACCUGUACAGCUACCGGCGGAGGGAUACACACAGCAGGGAGCACCACGACUACGAUAGUAGUGCCAAUAAAAGGAGGCUCUUUGAGAUGAUGGCGUCUGUUGAGAUGGAGGUGAGCGAGCUACAGCGCGUGCGCCGCGAGAUCGUCAGACAGCAGGAGCUAGUGCGCACGCUCCACAUCGACAUCCACACCCUCCAGUUCAGGGAGGACGAACUGAGGAAAGUGACAAAUGAAGCAGACAAGCGCCACUCGCGAGAAGUGGACCUGCGGGACAACGUGGUGACGAAGCUGCAGGCGGAGAUCCAGUCGGCCACGCAGGAGCUGCUGCAGCAGAAGUACCAGAACCAGCAGCUGCUGGAUGAUGCCAUGCUGCUGGACGCGCAGCUCAAGACCUACCGGAGACUCUGGGACCUCAGCGAGGGGCGGGGCCCACCAGGGGACCCCUCUCCAGCAAUAGGAGAUGACGAAGAGACCACCUAUCAAACAUUUCUUAAAGAAAUGGAAGGAAAGGGUCGCCGUAUGGGAACUUCUGGCCGGCGUCCUUUGGCCCUUCCAGCGCCGACGCCCAUGCCUACUGGUAGGACGUGGGGAGCCCUCACCAAAAUGGACACCACGCCUGUGCCCGGAUUCGCCCCGCCGGCGAAACGGGACUACGGGACAGCGCGCAUCGGGACCACCACCUCCAGGAUAUCCUACGUCACUUCCGCCGCUGCCCGGAAGACGACGUCACGUCCUUUGACGGAGCAGGAUGAUGCCCCUGGGGGAAAGUUUGCCAAAAUAGAAGUCAGGGGCCAAACCACUCGCAAGGACACGACGCCGACACUCUCAGCUAACAAAACCAUCAGAAUAGGCCCGCCCAAGAACCCGGGCGAGUCCGGUUUUAUCCACCAAGUGGACCGGACAGAGCAGGACCAGGUGGAUACGUCAUCAGUGGUUACCAUGAAGAUAUCGGGACAAGGGCAGAGCUUUAGUGGACAGGGCAUUGACAGUCAGCAGGUGGGAGUUUAUGGACAGGUAACCUCACUGACACCGCAGGUUGGGCAACAGGAAAGAAUCAUGGUGACCGUCACCGAAGGCAAAGUUACAGGAGCCAAACAGCUAAAGUCGGGACAGGCAACAGAACUUUCACUCCAUGAAACCCAACAAAUCUUGGCAUCCGUACCUACCGAAGCUGCGCAGCAAUCAGGCAACAUAAUGGUCACAGUUACGGAAGGAAAGGUCAUCGAGACAAAAACAGUCACAGAGAAGGAGGCAGAAACGAUCGUGUCACUAGUAACUGAACAAGCCGAUCCUACAGCCGAGAAAGUCGUCGUCUCUCUAGAGGGAGGGCAAGUCGCCGGGAAGCGCAUUGGAAAGGACAAAGACACCGCUCUGUCCCCAGAAGAAGCCGCACAACUUUGGAGAUCUGUCGCUCAGCCAGGACAGCAGACCGGAGAUGUCGUCGUUUCCCUUUCACAAGGACAGAUCGUGGGAUCCCAGCAGCUAACACCAACGGAAGCCGAGACCAUCAAGGCUGUGGUUGUAGAAGAGGCGAGACCUACUGUAUGCCCGACUCCAGUUCAGCCGACCUUCGUGUCAAUCGCACAGACAACAGCACAGGUAGCUGCUCUUCAAGAAGACAAAAUCAUGGUGACUGUCACCGACGGUAAAGUAACAGGAGCCAAGCGACUGAAGUCAGGAGACACAAAGGAACUUUCACCUAUAGAAACCCAACAAAUAAUGGCGUCUGUCCCUGCCGAUACUUCCCAGCAGUCAGGUAACAUCAUGGUCACGAUCACGGAAGGCAAAGUCAUUGAAACGAAACAGGUCACGACAAAAGAGGCAGAAACGAUCGUGUCAUUGGUUUCUGAAGAACCAGAUCCAACGGCAGAAAAAGUAGUGGUUUCCAUUGAGGGAGGCCAGGUGGUCGGAAAGCGUGUUGGUAAGGACAAAGCCACGCCCCUCUCUCCACAGGAAGCCGAACAGCUUUGGAGAUCUGUCGCCCAGCCGGGACAGCAGACCGGAGAUGUCGUCGUUUCCCUUUCACAAGGACAGAUCGUGGGAUCUCAGCAGCUCACACCAACGGAAGCUGAGACCAUCAAAUCCGUGGUCAGUCAAGAAACAAAAGCUGUGCAGGUCAUGCAGACGUCACAACAAGUCCAGCCAGGGGCUUCAGUUACCUCACAACAGCUUGGGGUGGUCGGUACAGUGCAAACAACGCAAGGUUUCUCGACCGGUGCACCGAUCGGAGGAAUGGUGGCUUCCGGAACGUUCGCUACUGGAACCGUAGCUCCUGGAACAGUAGCUCCUGGAACAGUAGCUCCUGGAACCGUAGCCCCUGGAACCGUAACUCCUGGGGUCGCUCCUGGAACCGUAGCCCAUGGAACUGUGGCCCCCGGAACCGUUGCUCUUGGAACCGUGGCUCUCGGAACGAUUGCUCCCGGAACAGCAGCGUCUGGUACCGUUACUCUGGGAACUGUAGCACCCGGAACGGUCACAGUAACAACGGGCAUAGCAGAACCUGGAACAGUAGCGCCCGGUACCGGAGCCGUCGUUUCCGGAACUGUUACUGACUCUGGAAGUGUCAGUAUUGGAACAACUGCAUCUGGACAGAUCCCGGAGUAUCUACCGCCGUUUGCACGACAUCCGCUACCACCGAUCGGCGUGGGCGACGUUCCAGCUCCGACAGCGUCCGAAACACCCCUUUCGCCCUCAACCACCGUGAUGGCGUCCAUCGAAGGCGGAAACAUCGUGCGGGCGCGGAAACUCAACUUCGGCAAGUUCGAGGACUUCGCUCCUCAGGAGGCAGAGCAGAUGUUGUCUGGUCUCCCGGAACGCCAAGCGACUCAGUCGGGCAACAUCAUGGUGAUGAUCUCAGAGGGUCAAAUCGUCAAGAGCCAGCAGCUUUCACCCUGGGUGGCAGAACAACUUAUAGCGACCAUGUCAGGUUCAGCUCCCGGACAGGUAACCGUGCCUGUGUCUGGCCAGGCUACGUACGUGCCUGCUCCGGGUUCUCCGCCUGUAACUGUGCCGGUCUACGGACAGGCCAAGAUCUCUCCAGCCAUAGUAGACAAACCGAUAACCCCUGUUUCUGGGGAGGCAAAGUUUUUCGCUGGGCAGGAGGCUGAUGUGGUUAAGGGACAAGGAACCCAAUUGCAGGGCACAGCCUCUCAACAGAUCGCCGGCUCUGUUAUAACGCAACAAGCGACAGUAACCGUCUCUGGCUUGACAUCUGGAUUUCAAGCCGCGCCCUUUCAAACAACACCAGCAUCAACGGUUCUACCCCAUGGAUUCCAAGCAAACAUACCACAGGUUUCUGACGAAACCCUUCCUGUGGCCCAUAUCACAUCACACGUGAUGCCAACGAUUCCAGAAACACUUCCAAACACAUCGGAGAGAAUCGUUGCUUCCUUUUCUGACGGGAAGAUCGUUGGAGCCCAGAAAAUCGUCGAUGGUCGCACAGUUCAAGUUGAGCCCGCCUAUGCAGAGGCCACACUGAGGACGGCGUCCAGCCAAGCUGUACCACAGUCUGGGACUAUUAUGAUGACUGUGGCGGACGGGAGGGUCCAGGAGACAAAGCCGCUCACUCCAGCUGAGGCACAGUAUGUAGCGGCGACCGCGACAGUUGAAGACGCUGGGAAGGCCAUCCCUUACACGACGCCUGGUUUUCAGCAAGCUGUGGGGGUUAAGUCUAGUCAGAUUGUGCCCUCACAGCCUUAUAACUAUCAGACACCUACACUCUCGUUGGGACAGCAGGCUCUGCAGCCAUCGGAAAAGAUCAUGAUGACCAUAGACGAGGGGAAGGUGGUGGGAGCAGUGCAGCUGAAGCACGGUGAGUCCACGCAAAUCCCUGCGUCAGAAGCGGAGAAGAUGCUGGCUGUUUCCGGGCAGCCUGGGCAGCAGUCAGGGAACGUCAUGCUCACGGUGUCCGAAGGCGCAGUUCUGGACACGCAGCAGGUCACACCUAGAGAGGCCGAGACCAUCAUGACGACUCUUUCCGCCCAACCUGACCCCACCGCUGAAACGAUAAUCGUUCGCUUCGUCAACGGCCAGGUGGUGGGAGCCGAGAGGAGCUUCCAAGAGCAAACAUCGACCCUGUCCGCUCCCGAAGCGCAAACGUUACUGUCUUCAGUUCCCAACCAGCCCACACCGCAGACUGGAAAUAUCUUACUCAUCAAGUCUGAGGGAAGAAUCGUGGAGUCUCAAGAGCUGACGUCCACGGAGGCUGACACCAUCAUGAGUACAGUGUUCCACAAAGCACAACAACAGUCUGUAGCCCAGCAGCAGCCAAACUUAACGUCGUUCACUCAAACACAGCCGUCGUUCACUCCAGCAGCACAGUCUGUGACACCAAAGCAGGACAGGAUUGUGGUGACGGUCGCAGACGGGAAGGUCACGGGAGCAAAAGAUCUGAAGACAGGACAGCAAAAGCAGCUGUCGCUCAUGGAAGCACAACAAAUCCUGGGUUCUACCCCCGAUGGAACAGAGCAGCAAACAGGCAACAUCAUGGUCACAGUAACAGACGGGAGGAUCGCUGAGUCAAAGCCAGUCACACAGAAAGAAGCAGAAACAAUAGCUUCCGUAGUGGCCGAACAGUCUGAUCCAACAGCCGAGAAAGUCGUAGUUUCUGUCGAGGGAGGCCAGGUGGUCGGAAAGCGUGUCGUUAAGGACAAAGCCACGCCCAUUUCUCCUCAGGAAGCCGCACAACUUUGGAGAUCUGUCGCCCAGCCAGGACAGCAGACCGGAGAUGUCGUCGUUUCCCUUUCACAAGGACAGAUCGUGGGAUCCCAGCAGCUUACACCAAUGGAAGCCGAGACCAUCAAGGCUGUCGUUGUGGAAGAACAGAAACCUAUCGUGUGUCUGCCUCCAGUUCAGCCGACCUCUAUCUAUAAGCCAGCUGGAAUACCAACAGCAGAGGUAGCUGCUCCCCACAAAGACAAAAUCAUGGUGACGGUCACCGACGGAAAAGUGACAGGAGCUAAACAGAUCAAGUCAGGAGAGACGAAAGAACUGUCUCCUCUAGAAACUCAACAAAUCAUGGCUUCGGUACCCGUCGAGGCAACCCAAAAGUCAGCAAACGUCAUGGUCACAGUCACAGAAGGAAAGGUCGUUGAUACAAAAUCAGUUACGGAAAAAGAAGCAGAAACGAUCGUGUCACUAGUAACCGAACAACCGGACCCUACAGCUGAGAAAGUCUUAGUUUCUGUCGAGGGAGGCCAGGUGGUCGGAAAGCGUGUCGGUAAGGACAAAGCCACGCCCCUUUCUCCACAGGAAGCCGCACAACUUUGGAGAUCUGUCGCUCAGCCGGGACAGCAGACCGGAGAUGUCGUCGUUUCCCUUUCACAAGGACAGAUCGUGGGAUCCCAGCAGCUUACACCAAUGGAAGCCGAGACCAUCAAGGCUGUCGUUGUGGAAGAACCAAGACCUACUGUAUGUCCGACUCCAGCUCAGUCGACAUAUAUGCCAACCGUUCUACCAACAGCAAAACUGGCUACUCCUCAAGAAAACAAGAUUAUGGUAACUGUCACCGACGGAAAAGUGACAGGAGCUAAACAGCUCAAGUCAGGAGAGACGAAAGAACUGUCUCCUCUAGAAACUCAACAAAUCAUGGCUUCUGUCCCUACUGAGACGGCCCAACAGUCGGGUAACAUCAUGGUCACAGUCACAGAAGGAAAAGUCGUCGAUACAAAGCCAGUUACAGAGAAAGAAGCAGAAACAAUUGUUUCACUGGUGACAGAAGAGUCAGACCCUACAGCUGAGAAAGUCGUAGUUUCUGUCGAGGGAGGCCAGGUGGUCGGAAAGCGUGUCGGUAAGGACAAAGCCACGCCCCUUUCUCCUCAGGAAGCCGCACAACUUUGGAGAUCUGUCGCUCAGCCAGGACAGCAGACCGGAGAUGUCGUCGUUUCCCUUUCACAAGGACAGAUCGUGGGAUCCCAGCAGCUUACACCAAUGGAAGCCGAGACCAUCAAGGCUGUCGUUGUGGAAGAACCGAAACCUAUCGUCUGUCCGCCUUCAGUUCAGCCGGUCUUUACGUCUUUUGUUCCAACCCCAACUUUCAUUUCAACAGAACCGACUGCAACUAUCAACGCUGUCGUUGUGGAAGAACCGAAACCUGUCGUGUGUCCGCCUUCAGUUCAGCCUGGCUCUCUGUAUGAGUCAACCGUUCUACCAACAGCAAAACUGGCUACUCCUCAAGAGGACAAAAUCAUGGUGACGGUCACAGACGGAAAGGUAACAGGAGCUAAACAGCUCAAGUCAGGACAGACAAAAGAGCUUUCUCCUCUAGAAACUCAACAAAUCAUGGCUUCAGUUCCUGCUGAGGCGGCCCAGAAGUCAGGUAACAUCAUGGUCACAGUCACAGCAGGAAAAGUCGUCGGUACAAAGCCAGUUACAGAGAAAGAAGCAGAAACAAUUGUUUCACUGGUGACAGAAGAGUCAGACCCUACAGCUGAGAAAGUCGUAGUUUCUGUCGAGGGAGGCCAGGUGGUCGGAAAGCGUGUCGGUAAGGACAAAGCCACGCCCCUUUCUCCUCAGGAAGCCGCACAACUUUGGAGAUCUGUCGCUCAGCCAGGACAGCAGACCGGAGAUGUCGUCGUUUCCCUUUCACAAGGACAGAUCGUGGGAUCCCAGCAGCUUACACCAAUGGAAGCCGAGACCAUCAAGGCUGUCGUUGUGGAAGAACCGAAACCUGUCGUGUGUCCGCCUUCAGUUCAGCCUGGCUCUCUGUAUGAGUCAACCGUUCUACCAACAGCAAAACUGGUUACUCCUCAAGAGGACAAAAUCAUGGUGACGGUCACAGACGGAAAGGUAACAGGAGCUAAACAGCUCAAGUCAGGACAGACAAAAGAGCUUUCUCCUCUAGAAACUCAACAAAUCAUGGCUUCAGUUCCUGCUGAGGCGGCCCAGAAGUCAGGUAACAUCAUGGUCACAGUCACAGAAGGAAAAGUCGUCGGUACAAAGCCAGUUACAGAGAAAGAAGCAGAAACAAUUGUUUCACUGGUGACAGAAGAGUCAGACCCUACAGCUGAGAAAGUCGUAGUUUCUGUCGAGGGAGGCCAGGUGGUCGGAAAGCGUGUCGGUAAGGACAAAGCCACGCCCCUUUCUCCUCAGGAAGCCGCACAACUUUGGAGAUCUGUCGCUCAGCCAGGACAGCAGACCGGAGAUGUCGUCGUUUCCCUUUCACAAGGACAGAUCGUGGGCUCUCAGCAGCUUACACCAAUGGAAGCCGAGACCAUCAAGGCUGUCGUUGUAGAAGAACAGAAACCUAUCGUGUGUCCACCUCUAGCUCAGCCGACAUUUAUGCCAGGCAUACUACCAACAGCACAGCUAGCUACUCCACAAGAAGACAAGAUUAUGGUAACUGUCACCGACGGAAAGGUGACAGGAGCUAAACAGCUCAAGUCAGGAGAGACAAAAGAACUGUCUCCUCUAGAAACUCAACAAAUCAUGGCUUCAGUUCCUGCCGAGGCGGCCCAGAAGUCAGGUAACAUCAUGGUCACAGUCACGGAAGGAAAGGUUGUUGAUACAAAACCAGUUACGGAAAAAGAAGCAGAAACGAUCGUGUCACUAGUAACCGAACAACCGGACCCUACAGCUGAGAAAGUCUUAGUUUCUGUCGAGGGAGACCAGGUGGUCGGAAAGCGUGUCGGUAAGGACAAAGCCACGCCCCUUUCUCCACAGGAAGCCGCACAACUUUGGAGAUCUGUCGCUCAGCCGGGACAGCAGACCGGAGAUGUCGUCGUUUCCCUUUCACAAGGACAGAUCGUGGGAUCCCAGCAGCUUACACCAAUGGAAGCCGAGACCAUCAAGGCUGUCGUUGUAGAAGAGCCGAAACCUAUCGUGUGUCCACCUUCACUUCAGCCGGUCUUUACGUCCUUUGUUCCAACCCCGGCUACUUUCAUUUCAACAGAGCCGACUGCGGCCAUCAACGCUGUCGUUGUAGAAGAACCUAAACCUACCGUUUGUACCUUCCCCAUGCCCACAACACAAGUGUGGCCCCGGGAUCCGAAUCAACCGAAUUUCGCAUCCUCAAAACAAGGAUGGCCACGGGAUCCGAAUCAACCAACCGUCACGCCCAUAAUACCGUCAGAUGUCCCAACGGUUGCAAAGGAAGACAAAAUCAUGGUGACGGUCACAGACGGAAAAGUGACAGGAGCUAAACAGAUCAAGUCAGGAGAGACGAAAGAACUGUCUCCUCUAGAAACUCAACAAAUCAUGGCUUCAGUUCCUGCUGAGACGGCCCAUCAGUCGGGUAACAUUAUGGUCACAGUCACGGACGGAAAAGUAGUUGACACAAAGUCAGUUACAGAGAAAGAAGCAGAAACCAUUGUGUCACUAGUAACCAAGGAACCGGACCCUACAGCCGAGAAAGUCGUAGUUUCUGUCGAGGGAGGCCAGGUGGUCGGAAAGCGUGUCGGUAAGGACAAAGCCACGCCCCUUUCUCCUCAGGAAGCCGCACAACUUUGGAGAUCUGUCGCUCAGCCAGGACAGCAGACCGGAGAUGUCGUCGUUUCCCUUUCACAAGGACAGAUCGUGGGAUCUCAGCAGCUUACACCAACGGAAGCCGAGACCAUCAAGGCUGUCGUUGUGGAAGAACCGAGACCUACUGUAUGUCCGACUCCAGCUCAACCGGCAUUUGCGUCUGUCUUACCAACUCCAUCUACGUUCGAUUCAACAGAACCAUCUGCCACAGGGAAACCGGUUUCGUCAGAGAAAAUUAUAGUAAAUGUUGUCGACGGAAAGGUCGCUGGGGCCAAACACCUAAGGCCUGGAGAUACGAAAGACCUAUCAUCUAUGGAAGCUCAACAAAUUUUGGCCUACGUUCCCGUGCAGAAGCCAGGCAAUGUAAUCGUGACGGUAGCUGACGGCAAAGUCGUCGAGUCGAAACGCGUCACUGAAGUAGAGGCGGAGAACAUUAUGUCUCUUGUGUCUGAGGAAGUUACUCCAGAUGCCGAGAAGGCAAUAGUUACUCUAGAGGGAGGAGAAAUAGUGGGGAAGCGUGUUGGCAAAGACAAGACCACGCCACUUUCCCCUCAGGAGGCUGAAGAACUUUGGAGGUCUGUCGCUCGUCCGGGACAGAUUUCCGGGGACGUCAUGGUGACCAUGUCACAGGGCAAAAUAGUAAAAUCCCAGCAACUGACACCAACAGAGGCCGAGACCAUCAAGGUGGUAGUAGCAGAAGAAGCGAAACCUGCCGUGACAAUGUCAUCAUCUAGUCCGCUCGACAGAGCACCUGGCCAAGACAUCCGCGGGUCCGAAACUCUGAUGGCCACCAUUGUGGACGGGAAGGUAGUCGGAGCACGGAAACUGAAGGACGGAGUAACCACACAGGUUUCCACAGCCGAGGCUGAAGACAUCAUUUCAUCCGUACCGGGACAGUCGUCUCAGACUGGGCACGUUCUCGCCACUCUCGCCGGUAAGGAGGUGGUAGAGGUCCAACAGCUGACUCCAAAAGACGCGGAAGAAAUCAACGUCACGGGCACGGUACCGCAAGCAAUCGACACAACCCCUGGAGAGAAGGUUCUGCUAACCGUAGCUGCCGGGCGCGUUGCUGAGGCCCAAAAGGUCGGCCAACGAAAACUCACUCCUCUGUCACCAACAGAUGGCGAGACACUUCUGGAGUCAGCGUCAAGCAAGACUAAGGAGCCUGGGGACAUCGCUGUGACCAUUGUAGAUGGGAAGGUGGUCGGAUCACGCUGGGUGUCAAGCAAAGUCGGCUCCACGCAGGGGGAUGGAAAUGUUCCAACUGGAGACACAGCGGUGAUUCGGAAGGUGGUGAUGACGCCCUCCGGAGAACGAGUGGUGCAGGAGGUCGUGGCGGCAAAGAACGUACCCGCUUCAGAGAUGGCGUUAUCCGGAGACUACGGCAAGCGCGUCAAAGUCGAGGUGCUGGAAGGGCGGGCCGCGAUGAAGGAGUUCCUAGCUGGAUCUUCAACAGACUCUGAUCAAGAUGCCUACAUGACGCCGGUGAGCAGUCAGAGUGAUGCCUACGUCUCGGCAUCAAGCGACGCUUACGUCACACCUCCUAGUGAGACCAGCGACGCGUACGUCACGCCGCCUGGAGAACCGAUGGACUACUCUGGCCCAGCAGACCAGCAAGACGGUAAAAGCUGGUUCGCGCAAGUCACGGAUAAAGUCACGUCCGCAUUUUUUGGUCCUGGGCAGGAGGGAGACGCUGCACAAGUCACCGAGGGCACGAUGCCUCUGGAGUCCUCUAUCGAGAGGAGCACAAGCGCAGAAGAUAUCUUUGUGGAUGCGGACCAAGGAAGACCGAUUCCCACGGCUGAGAUGGAAGGGGACGUUUCUGAACCAUCGCGAUCGGCUGGGGUUUUCAAAGCGCCCCGACCACUGCAAGUUGGGCAGGUUCGGGAAGAAGUCGUCAUCCCUUCUGCCCUACCCGGGAGAGAGCCGACAGAAACGGACGAAAGGCAACCCAAACAGAGAACAGUCUCCGAGGUAGCCAGGGAUGUUAUACCACCUAUGCACGUCAAGACUGGGGAACUGAAGACAGAGCCGCAGUUUUUCAGACAGGGUGAAGUUCAAGAAGCACAGAUCCGCCCUGAACAUGUGGGACCAGAUGAACCGGUGAAGUCCCGAAGAACGACAUCCGACUUAGCCGAGGAAAUCAUCGGGCCACUUGCAAACUCCACAUCUCCACAAAAGGGUGACGUAUUCUUCACAGAGGUGCCAGAAGUACAACAGGUACCCAAGGGUGCACAACAGAAAAUGGUAGAAGAAGCGGCUCGGCAGAAAAGAACAGAGUUAGAAUACUACAGACACGUUUCGCAGGAGGGUGAGGACACAGAAGAAAUGACACCAGAGAUCCUGAAAGCAGCCGAAGACGACUUGAAGAAAUCUCCAAGAGUUUCCUUCAGGACAGGACCGCCGGAGGUAAUCGGGAGAACGGACGACGACGACGAGGACAGAAGGAAACCCAUAGCAACCAUCACUAUGGAGAAAACGGAGAAAACCCCGAUCGGUGACGUCAAGAUCGCUCCUGCUGCGAAGGUUGCCGGGAAAGAGCCGGGUAAGCCAACAUGGAACAAGGUGUGGCCGGAGAAGUCCGACAAGCUCCCAGCUGACGUCACUACCAUGGAAACGGUGGAAGUCGAGGAAUACCAACUGGCACCGGGGGUGGGCAGAGCAGGAGCUGUUCCCGCAUUCACUAAGAAGCUGUCCACGAUGCUAGCCAAGGAGGGGUCCACAUUUGAGGCUGCAGUAAAGGUUUCUGGUGACCCACAGCCGGAUAUCACCUGGUACCACCAUGACAAACCAUUGAAGCCGACGGACAAGUUGGACAUCGUGAAAGACAAGGGCUACAGCUCACUGGUCUUCAUGGAGGUCCUUCCAGAGCACGCCGGUCUGUACAGCUGCGUGGCCACCAACAUCAUGGGCAAGGCCACGUCACGUGCUCCCCUCGUGAUUACAGAUGAGAUGGACUCGGAACUACCCUUGCCGGGAGCGGUGAUGUCUGACGAAGGGGAGCUCGAAGCCGAAGGAGAGGACGAAGCCCCGGCCCUUCCACCGCGGCUGCAAGACGUGGAUGAAGUUCCAAUUCUGUCAGGCCAGGUGCAGUCCCCCCAGGUGGGCGACUCCAGCAGCGUCAGCAGCCUGGAGCCGGACGACAUCACCGCCGACAAGAAGGUCCGAGACGCAAAAUCGGCAGUGGUCAAGGAACUUAAGGAGUUCCAGGCUAAAUCACCCACGUUCAAGGUGGGAGAGAAGGCGCCCGAGCGCGUGAGCACAUCGGAGGAGGAAGGGGGCACCAUGGUAACACCUACCGUAGAUGGAGAAAAGGUCUCACCUGGCAAAGUGGACAUAACCACGCCUGUUGUGUCCGUAGGCAGCAAGGCGGGAGUGACGACACCAAAGGCUGGAACGCAGGCCGAAGUAACGACCCCGACCGGCGGUGUCGCCAUCGAAGCGGUGCGACUUCCUCACGGUUCCGCCGAACCUGCACCUGUGAAGCCGGAGAAGAAAAAGUCCGGCCUGAAGAAAAUGUUCAGCGGCAAGAAGAAGAAGGACAAGGAAGCGAAGAAGGGGACGACUUCCGGAAAAGCAGGUGUGACUACACCUGUCCAAAAAAUAGGCGUGACGCCUGUCCAGGCUGAGACCAAACCUGCCGAAGGAGAAGACGACGUCUUCUCACCUGGCGUGACCUUGGCAGCUGAUGUAAAGCCUGGUGAAGGUCAGAAGACCCCGACUCCUGAAGAAACAAUCCUGACGCUCAAGAAGGAGACGAAGGCAGGCGCUCCCGAUGUUAAGACUCGUCCCGGUGACCUGCCCGUCGCCAUUGGGGAGGUCGUGUGGGCGGAACCCGCCAAGGGCGCGACUCCGAAGGGCAGCGCGGGCAGAACACCGUCCGCCGAGCUGAGGACGCCUUCCACGGGCGGGAAGACACCUUCAGCGGAAGAUGUGGCGUCCGCGGAGAAGAAAAAGACGGGAUGGUCCAAGUUCAAGAGGACCUUCUCCACCAAGAAGAAGAAGGACAAGAAGUCGUCGUCGUCUUCGAGCAGCAUCGACCGGAUCCCGUACGAGAAGAGGCAGGCGUACGCCUCGGGCUCGCUGCCGCGUUCCACCGAGAAGUACCCGGAGCUGUCCCGGUCCACGACGAUGCCCGUACGGCCUAUCAGCAUGGUGUCCCCCGGCGAUCGGCCAGACCUCUCCCGCGCCUCCCUGCGCACCUCCAGCAGCACGUCUUCAGCCUCCUCCACCAAGGACAGGAAGGAGACCCGGCCGUACAGCUACGCCGGGCGGCUCGACUUCGACCCGAGGUCGCCGGGGUACGACCAGCAGAGGCCCGAUUUGCCAUUCGUGGAAGCCGAGGUCGUGCCAGCGGGAGGUACCAAGGCAGUCGCGGGAGUGGCUGCGGUCGAGCGCAACGGAAAGGCGGAGGACUCUGACGACUCCGACACCAAGGUGACGUCGUCAUCAUCGGUAGUGAUGUCAUCGUCAACGUUCGUGACGUCAUCCACCACGACGACCGUGACAGUGAGCGGCGAGCAGAAAGCUGGGAUGGUGGGAGCGAAUCUACCGACCUCGGUGUCCGCUCCCACUGGCUUCGGGGCCGAAACGGCCUCCGGUACGGGCCCGGCCACGCUGACGGCCACGGUGUCGCGUACCAGCGUCUCCACCACCGCUUCACGCGCCUCCGUCGCGCUGGAGGACUCCGAGGAUUCCGCCCGCGAGGCCACCGACAACUUCCCCAAGUACCUGGGCGGCAAGAAGAAGUACCGCAAGAAGAGGGGUCAAAAGCAGCAAUGCAAACAGCAGUGAGAGACUAAACAGCAGUGAGAGACCCGAGAUGGGCCAGAGAGAAGUAAUGAUACAUACAUGUAUAGUUUUGUAUGUAUAAAUUUGAACUUUUUGAGGAAUUAUUGCGCUCCUUUGUUAGUGGGCGUUAAUGUGUCAGAUUCAGAUUUAAGGGCAAAUUUUAAGAAAUGUAUUUGAACAUAGAGGUAAUUUUGGUGAUAGCUCGAAGCAUAAGAUUUACCCGAAUGAUAUCUUUCUAUGUAGUGAUUCUAUAUUUUCCAAGGGAAUUUCGUGGUGUUGCGUGUUUUACUGCAAGUGAAAGAAGCUACUGUUGCAUGCGUGUGCAUCGCACGAAUUCGAAAGAAAAAAGUCGAUUUAAAUGUACUUAUCGAUGCUGUGCGUGUUUUGUUGCAAAAUACCUAAAAAAAGCACAAAAAUCCAAACCAAAAAAAAAUGCUCCCAUCUACUUCCGUGGUAUUGCUCGGUAAGACUUAGUGGUUAGUUUUAGGGGAAUGUAAAAAGGAUUUGAUUUGUGAUUGUUGAUAUGUCUGUGCUUGUUAAAGUGCCGGUCGCUUCCGUACUUAAUGCUAUUGUAAUUGUUAGUACCAUGUUAGCUUAACUUACUCGCAGACUAUGAACACGUUGUGGUGAAAUGGCAGAUUCUAAUGUUAGCCUAGGCUAUAUGUUGCUUUUAAGCAUGUUUGUUUCUUCAUUUAUUGUGGUUGGCUGGGGUUUAAGGCUGCAAAGAUACUAGAUAUUAGCCAAUCAAAACACGGGGUGAUCAGGAGUAUGUUCCUUAACGGUGAUUGGCUGGGAUUAAAUGGUUUGAUGUAGCAGCCAAUGAAUAGCCAGAACGACGAGCCAAUCAGGAGUUGCAGUUCAUACUGAAUAACGUCAGAGAUUGGAUGUUUUUGAUGUACCCAAGGAAACGUUUGUAGUAAAAGGAACUUUCUCCAA